GUGGGAGGGCAAUGAUCCCUGAAUUCCUCGUCAAACUCUUACCAUGGCUGCAGCGGUGUGGACGGAGCGCGGCCGCAGGGCAGUGACAGCCCUGGGGACGGUGACCAGGGCCAGUCACUCCACCGUCAAAUCCCAGUACGACGCGCUAGUCAUCGGGGGAGGACACAAUGGACUGGUGGCGGCUGCCUAUCUUCAGAGAGGGGGGGUGAAGACAGCAGUACUGGAGCGCAGACAUGUACUGGGAGGGGCAGCUGUUUCAGAGGAGAUCGUCCCAGGUUUCCACUUCUCCAGGUGUUCCUAUUUACUCAGCUUGUUAAGGCCACACAUAUACUCAGACUUGGAGCUCAAGAAACAUGGGCUGAAAGUGUACAUGAGGGACCCUCAUGCCUUUACCCCCAUGUUGGAGGAGGGGGUGAGAGGUGCCCCACCAAGGUCUCUCACCCUGGGCUCAGAUCUGGCCAUGAACCAGAAGGAGAUUGGAAAAUUCUCACAGAAGGAUGCCAAGGCAUUUCCAGAAUUUGUCACACACCUGGAGAAGCUAGCGGGAGCCAUCCACCCUCUCCUGGAUGCUCCACCUGUAGACAUCCCAGGUGUCACUGCAGGGUCCCUGAGGAAGAGGCUGUCUGCUGCCAAGACGCUGAUGCCCAUUGUCAGAUGUGGUUUGAAACUGGGCAGGAACAUUCCAGACUUCUAUGAGAUUAUAACUGCACCAAUAAUGAAGAUCCUUAAUCGGUGGUUUGAGUCAGAGCCACUGAUAGCAACGCUGGCUACUGAUGCUGUGAUAGGAGCUAUGACCAGUCCUAAUAAUCCUGGCAGUGGAUAUGUGCUUUUGCACCAUGUGAUGGGAGAGCUGGAGAAGGAGAAGGGAGCAUGGGGCUAUGUAGAGGGCGGCAUGGGAGGCGUGUCGAAGGCUAUUGCAAGCUCUGCCCGCUCCCAUGGAGCAGAUAUUUUCACUGAAAAAGAUGUGGGGCAGGUCUUGGUUGGCUCAGAUGGUGCUGCCAAGGGAGUGGUGCUGAAAGAUGGCACAGAGAUCCACAGCAGAGUAGUCCUAUCCAAUGCUACCCCAUAUGUCACCUUCAAGAAGCUCACCCCACAGGGCUCCCUGUCUCCAGAGUUCAUCAAAGCUGUAGAUCAGAUAGAUUUCACCUCUCCUGUCACCAAGAUCAAUGUGGCAGUGGACAAGCUGCCUAACUUCCUAGCAGCUCCCACACCAGAUGGGAAGCCUGGCCCACACCACCAAUGCUCCAUUCACCUCAACUGUGAGAGCGUGGCGGUGCUGGAGGCUGCAUACAAAGAUGCCAUGAACGGACGUCCCUCAAAAAGGCCGAUGCUGGAGAUGACAAUCCCCUCAGUACUGGAUCCAACUCUGGCUCCCCCUGGCUGCCAUGUAGUGUCGCUGUUCACCCAGUUCACCCCCUUCCAUAUCGAAGGCAGGGAGUGGACGGACCAGGACAGAGAGGCCUUCGCUGACCUUGUGUUUGACUGGGUGGAACGAUACGCUCCUGGGUUCAAAGGCUCUGUAGUGGGAAGAGACAUCCUGGCUCCCCCUGACCUGGAGAGGAUCUUUGGGCUUACCGGAGGGAAUAUUUUCCAUGGAUCAAUGUCACUGGACCAGCUCUACCUAGCACGACCUUUGCCCUCUCUCUCAGACUAUCGCUCACCGAUUAAAGGGCUGUAUCUUUGUGGCAGCGGCAGUCAUCCAGGUGGCGGUGUGAUGGGGUCCUCUGGCUGGAACGCUGCUCUCGCUGUCAUGACUGACCUGAAACGUAGCUGAGACAUGGCACGUCAUCACAGGCUGGUCUGCAGUCUGCAGUGUUCAACCUCUCCCAGGCCAGAUUUGUAACAAUCACUCCAGCAGCCUCUCUGAUUAGCUGUGUCCUCAUCAUGUUAUGCAAAUAAGUCUAUUUACAAAGAUAAGUGUCCCGGGCAUGGAGGUUUAUUUAAUGAUACACAGCUAUGCAAAAUGUGUGACACUGGUAAUACUUAAGCAUCAUAGUAUGUGAAAUGUAAAUUGAUUUAACAGCAAGUCUGUUAUUCUCACAAAACAGGGAUGUUGAAGAACAAGGCAUUUUAAAUAACCUGUUUCUGUGUUUUGUGUAAUUAACAUUUCAAGAAUACCCUGGCCAAAGAAAUCCAUCUAACACUCCAAUAAAUAAGACUAAAACUACACUUACUAUGGAAGGGUCAAAUUUGUUGAUCUGUAUACUUUAUAGCUUAAUGUUGGAAAUGAUACCACACUGAAACUUUGUUUAACUUUAGCAAUUUAAUAAAUCCACACGAAAUUGUA
Molecule: messenger RNA, 2287 nt
Organism: Myripristis murdjan (pinecone soldierfish)
Lineage: Eukaryota; Metazoa; Chordata; Actinopteri; Holocentriformes; Holocentridae
Gene: pyroxd2
Product: pyridine nucleotide-disulphide oxidoreductase domain 2
Exons: 16
Coding region: 44-1774 (576 amino acids)
Molecular function (GO): oxidoreductase activity
Source: RefSeq, a predicted model, not a curated record